Molecule: messenger RNA, 354 nt
Organism: Phycomyces blakesleeanus NRRL 1555(-)
Lineage: Eukaryota; Fungi; Mucoromycota; Mucoromycetes; Mucorales; Phycomycetaceae
Exons: 2
Coding region: 1-354 (117 amino acids)
Source: RefSeq, a predicted model, not a curated record
AUGAAAAAGGACACAAAGAAUAAAAAGAUACCAAUUGCUGUUCUUGUCCAUGGCACCACAGAAGCCAACGAAGUCACCUCACCUAGACACAAAACCAUAAACAAAAAUAACUCAAAGGAAAGUGAAUAUUACACCAUACUACACUACACUAUACUCCAAAACACCUUAAUCUUUAAUCGAUUUUGCUCCACAAUCUAUAAAUUAAUAUUGACAAAGCCUAAUGGCCAGUUGCCAUUCGGGGGUUCAAAAGGCCGGCUUGGAAGAGGAACCAAGCUGUUUUGUAUCAAAAGCACCUUUCUUGUACGUUACACUGAAGGACGAAAUGGUAUUUUCCAUUCAUUCGCUCCCAAGUAA